AGUUCGCAGCCUGUACCCAACCGCUCCGAGUGUACGCCUCUACCCAAUUCGAGCCACCGGGGAAAAGCUCUGCGUCGUUGUCGUCGUCUGCGGCGGCCGAAUGAGCAAGCGGCCCCGCGUCGAUCCCUCCUCCUUCGCCUCCGCGCCCAAGCGCCAGUACGGCGCAGGCGGCGGGUAUGGCGAGCAGCAGGGGUACUCGGAGGAGCGGAGCAGCGCGCAGCGGGUGGCGGACCACUACAGCGCGCGGUCCAACCAGACGCUGGAGGAGCGCGAGAGCAGCCCCAUCAUCCACCUCAAGAAGCUCAACAACUGGAUAAAGAGUGUUCUGAUCCAGCUGUAUGCACGCCCGGGCCACUGUGUGCUUGAUCUUGCUUGCGGGAAGGGAGGUGAUUUGAUAAAGUGGGAUAAAGCCAAGGUUGGCUACUACGUGGGAGUUGAUAUUGCUGAAGGCUCGAUAAAAGAUUGCAUGACCCGCUACAAUGGUGACACAGAUCAACAACGGAGGAAGAAGUUCAGUUUCCCUGCACGACUUCUUUGCACAGAUUGUUAUGAGGCUCGUUUGGAUGAGUAUCUAUAUGAGGAUGCUCCUUUUGACAUAUGUAGCUGUCAGUUUGCUUUACAUUAUUCGUGGUCAACUGAAGCACGUGCCAGACAAGCCUUGGCAAAUGUGUCUGCAUUGCUUCGUCCUGGAGGCAUUUUUAUUGGGACGAUGCCUGAUGCGAACGUCAUUAUCAAAAGGCUUCGAGAAUCUGAAGGUUUGGAAUUUGGGAACAGUGUUUACUGGAUUAGCUUUGGUGAAGAGUAUGCUGAAAAGAAAUUCCCUGCAUCCAGACCUUUUGGUAUCAAGUACAAGUUUCACCUAGAGGAUGCUGUUGAUUGCCCAGAAUGGGUUGUUCCAUUCCAUCUCUUCAAGCUACUCGCAGAGGAGUAUGAUCUUGAGCUGGUUUUGACGAAGAACUUCCACGAAUUUGUGCAUGAGUAUUUGCAAAAGCCAGAGUUUACUGAACUGAUACGGAGGCUGGGUGCCCUUGGUGAUGGAAGGCAGGACCAAAGUACACUGUCACAGGAUGAGUGGGAGGUUUCCUAUCUUUAUCUCGCAUUUGUCCUUCGGAAGCGAGGGCAACCGUCUACCCAACAGAGAGCGAACAACACAAACAAAGGGAAGAUGUUCCUCACCGAGGGUGACAUUGAGUUUCUUGGGAUAUAAGCAGAAGUCGUCUACCCUUAUUAUAGAGCUUGCUAACAGCUUUGCCGAUCCUAUGCCCCCACAUAGCGUGAAAGAAAAUUGUAACUUUAGUGUCUCACUGUUCACAAGUUAUUUAUUUCUCCAAUCUGUAUCUGUUGUAUAACUUCACAAAAUUAAAUGUAUGGACUCGUAAUGCAAUUUUGGAGGAAUGAAUGAACAAUAGUUGGAGCGGUUGCUCGUCAGCUUCAAA
Molecule: messenger RNA, 1436 nt
Organism: Sorghum bicolor (sorghum)
Lineage: Eukaryota; Viridiplantae; Streptophyta; Magnoliopsida; Poales; Poaceae
Product: mRNA cap guanine-N7 methyltransferase 1
Exons: 13
Coding region: 101-1207 (368 amino acids)
Biological process (GO): 7-methylguanosine mRNA capping
Cellular component (GO): nucleus
Molecular function (GO): mRNA 5'-cap (guanine-N7-)-methyltransferase activity
Source: RefSeq, a predicted model, not a curated record